This is a messenger RNA of Ostrea edulis (European flat oyster), 1502 nucleotides long. RefSeq lists its product as uncharacterized. The transcript is spliced from 2 exons. The coding region runs from base 19 to 534 and encodes 171 amino acids. Lineage: Eukaryota; Metazoa; Mollusca; Bivalvia; Ostreida; Ostreidae. The record is from RefSeq and is a predicted model, not a curated record.
AUGUAGGCCCACCGUUAUAUGAUGGGGAUAUUCUACGAACUGUUCAUUAAACGUGCUGUAUGUGCAACGCAACAAAAGACCCAAGAAGAAACAAAUGUCUCUAAAGCUCAACAGUCUGAUAAUAAUGUAGCUGCAACAAAACUGACAAACAAUGGAGGAGAUGGAGACUCCCAAACAAAUGUGAAUGACAAGGGAAGAAACUCAUUCCUGUUCACGGUUUUCUUUUCCACGGCUAUUGGGUGUUUUGUGACGCCUUUCACAAAGGCAUACAGAUUGCGAAUUGUUCAGUAUCGAACUCAAUGUUCUGUAUCACUUCAUCUUGUAGGCAUUGGGUUUUAUGUACAAGCCCUGUAUAGUUAUUAUAGAAUUAAGCAUCCACCGAUUCAGCUGUUAUAUAGCGAUCCAAAGGAAUACAACAGAAUGGACAAUGAGAAUAUCAAGCUGUUAUUUAGUCGUUUGAAACAUAGCAUUACAAGUCUAUAUCAAGGACAACCCAAGGAGCAAACAACAGCUGUGACUGAAUCUGAGAAAUAAAAAGUAGAUUUAAUUGUGGCUGUGGCGUGUGUGUGUGUGUGUUGUUGAUUGUUAAUGAGGAUGAAAUUUCAGGAUAAUCUGUGAAUGGAAAAGAAGUGCAGUUUGUUUUGGAGAUGGAAUAGAAAUAGUUUGUUUUGUGGAUAGAAUAAAGCAACUGUGGUUUUAAAUGAGAUUUUAUGAUGAAACUCCCAAGUCCUACGGUAUUUUUGUGAAACUACCAAGUCUUGACGGUAUUUUUGUGAUGAAACUCCCAAGUCUGACGGUAUUUUUGUUAAACUACCAAGUCUUGACAGUAUUUUUUAUGAUGAUUUUACCAAGUCUGAUGGUAUUUUUGUGAAACUACCAAGUCUGACAGUAUUUUUGUGAUGAAACUCCCAAGUCUGACGGUAUUUUUGGUCAAGUGCAUCUAACAGAGGACACAUUUCCUUGAAACAAAAAUCAUAUUCUAAUGCAACUAAUGCACCAUUCUAUAAUUUGAUUGGCCAAUAACUUGACAUUUCCAACUACUGAAUCAGCAUUAACAAUCACAAACUAUUUUUGUAUACCUCUCCAAUUUAAAAAAAACAAACAAUUAACAUUUUUAAAUGGCAUAUUUCAUUCCAUCUGUACCAUGUCUUCCAUGACAUACACUCUGUCAAAUGUAUUUGAAUAUGUUUAAUCUAUUAUCUAUCAUUUUGACAUCAAAAUGUGUUUUGAUGUGCAUGUCAUACUCAAAAUACUUGAAUAGAUUGUAAAUAUUCACUUUGCAUUUUGUUAUUUUCGGUUAGUUUUUCUGCCUGACUGGCUGAUAGAUCUCUGAAUUCUAAUGUGACUCAAAACAGAGAAAAACAUUACUGGAUCUAUACAUCAUAGAAACUGCAUGUGUAUUUGGUACAUGUAGAUCGGAAUAUAUUUAUUCACCAUUGCCAUGAAAUGUUACCUUCAGAUAUUUAUGUUUUAUGGGUAAAUAAAUCUUCAUAUUCUCUUCA